AUGAAGAAUCGCAUCGUUGCCUUUUUCAUCUUAGCGAUACAUGCUUCCAUAUGUGUUGCAGAAGCUCCUCGUCUGAGUAUUGUCGAGGCCUCGAUAGACGACUUGCAGAAUUCUCUGAGGGAUGGGCGGAUAAACUCUGUCCAGUUACUUGCAAAGCAUCUUCAUCGAGUAGCAUACUACGACCGCCGUAACCAUCGGCUUAACGCGAUUCCAGUCCUAAACACCAACGCUUUCGAGGAUGCUGAGGCUUCUGAUGACUACCGAAGUGGCAACAACGGCAGCAUUCGCUCUCUGCUAGAAGGAAUUCCCUUCACUGCAAAGGACAGCUUCACGAUGAAGGGACUGCCAGUCGCAGCUGGGUCUCCGGCGUUUAGAAAUCUUACAGCCGGCGUUGACGCCUUCACGGUCGGAGCAAUUCGUUCCGCGGGAGGAAUCCCUUUGGGAAAGACGAACAUGCCUCCGAUGGCUAACGGUGGUAUGCAACGAGGUCUUUAUGGAAGAGCUGAAAGUCCGUACAACUCCUCUUACCUGGCAGCAGCGAUGGGCUCUGGAUCGUCAAAUGGCUGUGGGGUUUCCACAGCUUCGAGUAUGGCCGCAUUUGGCUUGGCAGAAGAGACCGUAUCAUCUGGAAGAUCGCCAGCUUCCAAUAACGGCGUUGUUGCAUACACUCCGUCGCGAGGUAUGCUUUCUAUCAGGGGCAACUGGCCCCUGACCUGUUCGGCAGAUGUCGUCGUUCCACAUACAAGGAGUGUUAAGGAUCUCAUGGCUAUGUUGGACGUAAUAGCUGUUACCGACCAUCAUACCGAAGGUGACUUUUGGAGAGGGCAGCCCUUUGUGGACCUCCCAAAAGUUGAGAAUAUUAGACCUGCUUCGUAUACCACUUUGGCGAACGCAAGUGCGUUGCAUGGCAAAAGGAUCGGUGUCCCUAGGAUGUUCAUCGGAGGAAAUGACCCGGCAGCGCAACCUGUCUUUCUUCGAGAUUCUAUCCGGGCACUGUGGGCGGACGCUCGCGUCACUCUUGAGUCAUUGGGUGCUGAAGUGCAAGAGGUGGAGUUCCCUCUUGUUACGAAUCAUGAGGUUGUCCCGGCAGUCAAUGAAGUCAAUAGCGAAUAUCCCUUGCCAUCGUAUUUCAAUGGCAGCGCGAGCCCGGGGGAUAUGGAUGCGUAUGCUUGGGAUGACUUUCUACAUAUGGUCAAUGACACCAGCAGUGUUACAACGCUUGCUGACGUUGACCCGGCGCUCAUCUUUCCACAACUUCCUGGAACCAUUCCCGACCGAUACGGCAACCGCUUCGGAAACAGAACUCAGUCUAAUGCACGCUAUGUUGAAGCAGUCAAAAGUCGCACAGGCAAAAUUGUCGACAUCCCUGGUCUCGGAGCAUGGCUUCAAAGUCUAGAAGACCGACGUGAGCGGGACUUGGAGGACUGGUUGGACGAGAAAGGGCUAGAUGCUGUUGUAUGGCCAGCGAAUGGCGAUGUCGGGCGUGAGAGAGUCGAGGUCGACAACGAAGCAGCUGUUCCCACGUGGAGAAAUGGCGUCGCAAGAUCAUCUGGUAACUUCGCGAUUCGGCAGCUUGGCGUUCCUAUUGUAACCGUCACCAUGGGAGCCAUGAACGACACCGGUAUGCCUGUCGGCCUCACAUUUGCGACCAAAUCCUACGACGAUACUUCGAUCAUAAGCUAUGCUUACGCCUUCGAGCAAGCUCACGACAAAGUCAGAUUUGUCCCACCUCGAACUCCAGGGCUUGAGACAGACCUAAUUCCCUUACGGCGUGGGAGGAAGAUUCAUGGCCUUUAUGCUGCCCCUGAACUGAACGCCAGUGCUUUGAGAAUUGGUGAACAGAGGGUUUUGAUUAGGGGUACUGCCAUGUUAGAAAGCUGCUGGGAUCCAGAUGUCAAGGUGGAAGUCCAUGUCGACGGCAUACCUGUGCUGCCUGUGUCAUUCGAGGGUAGUGAGUGGAGCGUCACUGCAAACAUCACCUUACCGUUUCAAGGGAUCUCUCCUUUCGGCGAGGUCAAUGUUCCGGAUGCAAGUCUCGCUAUGGUUGUCGUAGUUGCCACUGCGCCCAGCGGUCGGUCUGCGGGCAGAAUGCUCUUCGUGUAG
Molecule: messenger RNA, 2103 nt
Organism: Colletotrichum gloeosporioides
Lineage: Eukaryota; Fungi; Ascomycota; Sordariomycetes; Glomerellales; Glomerellaceae
Exons: 2
Coding region: 1-2103 (700 amino acids)
Source: RefSeq, a predicted model, not a curated record